Molecule: messenger RNA, 1443 nt
Organism: Aegilops tauschii subsp. strangulata
Lineage: Eukaryota; Viridiplantae; Streptophyta; Magnoliopsida; Poales; Poaceae
Product: tau-cadinol synthase
Biological process (GO): diterpenoid biosynthetic process
Molecular function (GO): terpene synthase activity; magnesium ion binding
Source: RefSeq, a predicted model, not a curated record
GGAGUCAUAGGACACAUAAACAUUCCUUCGUUCCUCAUGGCGUCCGUCUUUGAGCCCUCAGUGUGGAGUGACUUCUUCCGCCGAUACAAGCCGCAGCCACCAAAUAUCUCACAGGAAUGGAUGAAGACCAGAAGAGAUAAACUGAAGAAAGAUGUUCUCUUAUUGUUUAAGACUUGCACCAACAAUUUAGAUAGAAUGACACUGGUGGAUGUAGUCCAACGCCUAGGAAUAGAACACCUGUUUGAAGAACAGACGGCUACUGCACUAACUGACAUCCAUCGAAGUGAAUUCAACAGCUCUAAUCUCCAUGAUGUAUCUCUUCGGUUCCGCCUUCUUCGGGAACAUGGACUUUGGGUAUCUCCAGAUGUGUUCAAAACUUUCAAAGGAGAAGAUGGCACGUUUAACCAUGAUAUAACAAAAGAUCCAAAGGGACUCUUAUGUUUCUACAAUGCAGCAUACGUGUUAACCCAUGGCGAGCCAUUACUCGAAGAGGCCAUCUCUUUCACGAAAUAUCAUCUGGAAUCUUUGGCACCAAGCCUCGUCUCCCCUUUAGCUGAGCAGGUCAAGCGUGCCUUGCAUGUACCCUUGCCAAGGACCUACAGGAGGUUGGAGGCACUGCAAUACAUGCCAGAAUACGAAAAAGAAGUAGGGUACAAUCCAACUCUUCUAGAGCUUGCAAAGCUGGAAUUUAACCUCCUCCAGAGUGUCCACUUGAAGGAGCUCAAAGCUAUCUCAGAGUGGUAUAAUGAUCUGUCAGCAUACGUGGAGCUAAGUUUUGCUCGGGAUCGUGUGGUGGAGUGCUACCUUUGGGGCUACUCUGUCUUCUAUGAGGAAGAGUACUCUCUAGAACGAAUGAUCUUUGCAAAGUGCACAUUUGUGCACACAUUAUUGGAUGACAUCAACGACGUUCGUGCCACCUUGGUGGAGUAUCGGAAGCUAGACACAGCCAUACAGAGAUGGAAUGAGAGUGCUAUUUCCCUUGUGCCCAACUACUUGAAGAAGUUCUAUAAUAAACUUCUGAUGUGCUUUAGGGAGUUCGAGGAUGAGUUGACACUUAAUGGUAGAUACCCGAUUGAUCACAUCAAGAAGACGUUCCAACAACAGUCAAAAUUUUAUCUCCAUGAAGCUGAGUGGUUACACCAGAACCACAAGCCAAGCUUUAAAGAUAAACUGCAUCUGGCUGCCAUGUCCACGGGCGUCACCGCGCUAUGUGUGUAUACGAUGGUUUGCAUGGGUGAUGGAGCACCCAAGGGAGCACUCGAGUGGGCACUUGGAUACCCCGAUGUCAUCAUGGCGUGCGCCAAGAUUGGGCGCUUAAUGAAUGACCUUGCUGGCUCAUCUAAAGUACGUACACACUUAUGGGCAUAUAUUUUAUCUGUAACUAUAAUCUCUGGCAUACUACUACUAGCAUACUCAAGUAUUUAUUAGAUCAUGACCAUAAUC